CUUUUGGGCGCUUGGGCGUUUGUUCAGUAUCCAGUCAGGAACCGUCUGCCUUUUCGAUUGCAGUCCUCCUCCUCCUUCGUCUCCCUGGCGCUAUAUUCUGGUCCAGGAGAGGCGUGCGGCCUUGGAAGGCCGUGAGGAAUUGAAGAAGACUCGCACACACUAUAUUGGCAGAUAUGGGUAGGACGUUGCUUAUAAUCAGCCUGACCGUCGGUAUCCUAGCGAACUGCGCAAGUUCGCAAACCUUCGCCGAAAAAUACGAGAUAUGGGCGGCUGAUCUGAAACCCGGGUUUAUGAUCGUGUCUUCCAUAAUAGAUGGACAGAAGUGCUACUGCAAAGUUCCAAAUGUGACAUCAACCCUGCCCCCUACGACUACACCACCUCCAAUAGGCGGUCCGACACCACCACCCCCUCCACCACCAACAACAACACUACCACCUACACCACCACCUCCUCCACCACCAACUCCGCCAUCUUCAACACCGCCACCUUCAACACCGCCACCUUCAACACCGCCACCUUCAACACUGCCACCUACUCCGCCACCUAGUCCACCAUCAACUCCCGGACCUACUCCUCCACCUACUCCACCACCUUCAACACCGCCACCUUCAACACCGCCACCUUCAACACCGCCACCUUCAACACCGCCACCUUCAACACCACCACCUUCAACACCGCCACCUUCAACACCGCCACCUAGUCCACCAUCAACUCCCGGACCUACUCCUCCACCUACUCCACCACCUUCAACACCGCCACCAACUCCGCCACCUACACCUCCACCUACUCCACCACCAACAACACCACCACCUACUCCACCUCCAACUCCACCACCUUCAACACCUCCACCUACACCUCCGCCUACUUCACCACCAACUCCGCCACCAACAACACCACCUCCUACACCACCACCUACUCCACCACCAACAACACCACCACCUACUCCACCUCCUACACCACCACCUACUCCACCACCAACAACACCACCACCUACUCCACCACCUACGCCACCACCAACAACACCACCACCCACUCCACCACCAACACCGCCACCUACUCCACCACCAACAACACCACCACCUACUCCACCACCUACGCCACCACCAACACCACCACCACCCACUCCACCACCAACACCGCCACCUACUCCACCACCACCAACAACACCACCACCAACACCGCCACCUACUCCACCACCAACAACACCACCACCUACUCCGCCACCAACACCGCCACCUACCCCACCACCUACUCCACCACCAACAACACCACCACCUACUCCACCACCUACACCACCACCUACCUCACCACCAACAACACCGCCACCUACUCCACCUCCGACACCACCACCUACUCCCCCUCCGACACCACCACCCACUCCACCACCAACAACACCACCACCUACUCCGCCUCCUACACCACCCACCCAACUCCACCACCAACUCACCACCAACACACCACCACCUACUCCCCCUCCGACACCACCACCCACUCCACCACCAACAACACCACCACCUACUCCGCCUCCUACACCACCACCCACUCCACCACCAACUCUUGCUAACCCCUGCUAUAACUGCAAUAAGACAAUCAUCAUCGACUCAACGAACUACCCAGCUGGCACGAAAUACGAUUACUGGGCAUCGCCAAAUUAUCCUAAUAAUUACCCAGACGGCUGCUAUUGUUGCCUCAACAUUCAGCUGCUUAAGAUAGGUUUCAUCAACAUAGGGUUCAAAAGUGGAGAUGCCAUCCACUCAGUUGGCAACUGUGAUUACGACAAAUUGGAGUUCUUCGGAGACUACUCGACUCUCAUCACGGUGUGUGACAGUGACAUGAGCAUCCACACGAAUUUCUUUACCAACAGUAAUCCCGGAGAUACCAAAGCCGGGUUGAUCUGCUUCACGUCAGACCCAGGCGAUGGCAACACUGUGGCUAAAGGAUUCAACAUAACUAUAGAAAUCCAAACCUUCGUCAAGCGAGACGCCCUACACGACAAAUCCCCUCACAGGGGACUCGCCCUGGGCCAGGUCCUCCCCUCCGACGGCGACAAGAAGGACAAGUAUUCGAACGCCAUCUGGGAUCAGGACUAGAACUGGAGGUCCUUCCUACGCAAAAGCUCUAGAUCCUAUAUUGUGCCUUUCUCCCUUUUUUCUGUGUUCUACCUCUUUUUAUGUCUCUUUCUUCUUCUUCAUGUCUUAGAUUAUUCUUGACGCAUUCUUCUUCUUCUUCUUCUUCUUCUUCUUCUUCAUGUCUUAGAUUAUUCUUGAGGCAUUUUGCCGAGUCGUGACGUCGAGAGAUUUCUAUUGGUAAUGUACGACUUCUGAAAAAAAACAAAAAAAAAACGCUUGAUGGCAACAUCAACAUUAAUUCUUUUCUGUAAUUGAUUGCAAUAAACACACCUGGCAUACAUCUACGGAAACGCAUCAUGCAACAUAACACAUGUAAACAUAAUUCCAGAUAACAAACGGAGACAUAAAUAAUAUAAUUAUGAA
This is a messenger RNA of Macrobrachium nipponense, 2492 nucleotides long. Its product is annotated as basic proline-rich protein-like. Bases 174 to 2090 code for a protein of 638 amino acids. Lineage: Eukaryota; Metazoa; Arthropoda; Malacostraca; Decapoda; Palaemonidae. The record is from RefSeq and is a predicted model, not a curated record. The transcript has 7 exons.